Molecule: messenger RNA, 1257 nt
Organism: Cordyceps fumosorosea ARSEF 2679
Lineage: Eukaryota; Fungi; Ascomycota; Sordariomycetes; Hypocreales; Cordycipitaceae
Exons: 5
Coding region: 1-1257 (418 amino acids)
Source: RefSeq, a predicted model, not a curated record
AUGUUGAACCCAACCCCUCGCGUCAAGUCGGCCUCAUGGCUCGGCCUUGUACUAUUAUCCUGCUUGCCAUUCCUUGUCGUCGCUGAAGAAGAACCGGCGCUCGCAAAAUUCGGAGAUGUGAUCAAGGUUUUUGGGCAGAUGACCCGGACUGAUCAAGACUUCACCGACGGACUCGCCCUGGAUCUGUUCUCGCCAAAGAACCGCACCCUGGUGGUGACUAGCAACACGUCACCGCUGUCCGGAACGUUCGUCCAGGGUAGCACGGGCGAGGGUUGGGUGAACCUGUCCAAGUACAGCUGGAUCAUCAAGUUCAACGAGUCCGCCCGGGACCUGAUCGCCAAGAUCGAGCUGCCGUACGAUCCCGUGGCGCUCGCCAAGGAAGGCGUCGACCCGGCCAACACCUACGUGGGCACCCUGGCCGCCGACAAGAAGUCCUGGAUCGUGUCAGAGACGCAGAGAAACGUUCACGUCACGGAGAAUAAAACGCGAAUCAUCAAGAUGACGUCCAUGGACGGCGAGUACAUGCUGCUCGGGCGCAGGUCGGCUGACACAGCCAACAUAUUCGUGCAGUACGGCCAGGGCGCCACCAGGACGGUCAACGUGACCGCCGGCGCCGGCGACGCCCAGGAGGCUGAGUUCGUCGACGGAUUGCGCUUCCGCAUCCAGUCGACAAAGGCGUUUGCGCUCAACGCCGACAUUCCUUUCGGCAUCGACGCCAAGGCCAUCCCGGACUCUUACAAGGCGCUAAACUCGUUUGUCUGGAAGAUCAACUCGACGGCGCCAACCAGCGAGGUCUCUGUGAACAUGACGUUUCCAGUCAACGAGGACAUCUUGCGACAGCGCGUCUCACGCGAGGAGGCCAAGUCCGCCCGCCUGCUCGUCGCCUGGCGCGAAGUCGAGGCCAACACCACCGCGCGCUUUGAGCCGCUCAAGACCCAGCACUUUGACAAGUACGCCAAGGUCGUCCACGCGCGCGCCGCGGGCCGCCCGGACGGGCAGUACGUCGUCCUGGUGGCCGCGGCGGAGGCGGGCCGCGCCAAGGAUUGCAAGGCGCCGGCAAAGGGCGGAAAGGCAGUGUCCGAGGCCAGCGUCACAGGGCAGGAGGAUUGUGAAAAGGAAGGGUCGUCUCCGGCGUCCGGAGCGGCCAAGGAGGGUUCGGGCGAGGAGAAGGGGGUUCCGGUGGUGUCAAGCGCAACUUCGCUUUCGGGCUGCCUGGCGGUGGCGCAGCUCCUACUUUUGGGGUUGUUGGUCCUCUGA